AUGGUAGACUCAUUUGGUGUUGUUUAUCUUUCACCUUGCAUGUGGUCUGCCUCCUUGAUUAUCUGUGAAUUUGUGCGUUUCAUUCAGUGGCUUGCUUUUGUUCCUGCUAUGCUUUGCUUCUUAUGCGUUCCAGACAACAAUGGAUCUGCUCCUACUGUCUCGUCUUGCUCACUUACCUGGCAUAUUAGGUCAUCCUCUUCCUCAAUCAGAUUCGAUCUCUCUUCAGCCCCCAUUGCUGUCACCCAAGGGUCACAGCGUCUGCUACUUCGUGUCUUGCUCUGUCGCAUCACCAUGGUCACCACACGGAGCCGUCGUACCUCCUCAUCCGCUGCUACUGAUCACAGCCCCUCCCGCUCCGUGCGCCGCCGAACUGCUGCUUCUCCUCCCUCGGGUGUUACGCCGACUGCAAGCCCAUCACGGCCGUCCUCCUCCCGGCGCUCGCGCUCCAGCACAGCGUCUCGUGCAUCCCCUCAUCCACCGGCUUCCCACUUCGUUUCUCCGGUGUGUGCUACUCGGUAUACAUAUGUAAUCUGUCAUCGUCCUCUGUUAAUCGAAAAGGAUUUCGACCUCUCUAGUUUUGGCCCCACUUUUGUUGAUUUUCUCACUCGGCAUCGUCUCUUGCCAUUAGUUCGUGGGUUGCCUCUACCGAAUUUUCAGAUCAUUCGGGAGUUUUAUGCAAAUUUUCCUGAUGUAUCUGCUGCCUCUGUUGCCUUGUCUGGUUUGGUUGUGCGUGUGCGUGGGGUUGCGAUUCCACUCAGUUUCCAUUUUAUUUCGGCUGCUCUGGGUCUGCCUCCUAUUCGCUCUGGAAGUUCGUGUGAGCCAGUUCCUGAUUUUCUUCCGUGUCGUCAGCUGGUGAAUCGCCUCUAUGUGUCUCCACCGGAGGUGCUCCCCACUGAACUCUCCUCUGGUAUGAUGUCUCAGUGGACCCGUACUCUGUAUAUGCUUGUGCGAAACUAUCUGAAUCCAACUUCUCAACAUGGGAAAGUGAGUUGGAAAGCUGCUCAUAUUCUUUUCCAGUUAGUGAUUGAGCAAUCUGUCAGUGUUGAGUUCUAUGUUCGUGAAAGCCUUAUUGUCGCUGGUGCUGCCAAUGCCACUGUUCCGGCGUCCAGUCUUGUUCUUCCUCGGAUUGUCACUGCCUUGGCCGCUCAUGCUCGUGUGCCUGCCCUACCUACAGAUGAUAUUGGCUCAUCCGACUCCCUCAAAGUCAACAACCAAGUCACUUUACACCGCAGCGAUGCUCACUGUACUUCUGGUGGUUUCUCCAUCGAGCAACAGGCUCUUUUGGAUUCACUCUCUGCCUCCCAUCAGGUGACGCAUGCACUUCUUCGUCGCAUCUGGAAUCGUCUUGACACCUAUAGUGAGCUGUUGCUAUCUGUUGCUGGGCACAUUCAGCCUACUGCUCCUCCCCGUUCUCCUCGGGCUCGCAGCAUCUAA
Messenger RNA from Prunus armeniaca (apricot), 1434 nucleotides. NCBI's taxonomy places the organism in Eukaryota, Viridiplantae, Streptophyta, Magnoliopsida, Rosales, Rosaceae. The record is from the annotation of a GenBank genome assembly.